AUGAUGAGCCGCGGCGACCCAAUCGACCCCUUCACCCGUCUACUACACACCGCCCUGUCGACGGCGCCGUCGACGACCGAGGACGCACUCGCUCCAUCCCCGGUCGACAAGGCGCCGCAGAUCUCCGCCUGGGCCAUCCUGCUCAAGAUCAAGUGGUACGCGCUCUCCGUGUUCCUGGUGUACAGCGUCACGCUGGCGCUGUUCCCGGCUGUCACGGCCAAGAUCAAGUGGAUCGGCUCCGGCCCAGCGGACCAGCAUUCGGUUUGGGCCACGAACUACUUUGUACCGGUGUGCUGUUUUCUCCUUUACAACGGAUGCGACUACCUCGGUCGCAUUGCUGGAGGAUUCACUGUUUGGCCGAGGAAGCACCAGUGGUACCUGGUGCUGGCGAUGGCGGUGGUGCGGCUGGCCUUCUUCCCACUGCUGAUGUACUGCAACGUGGACCACAAGCACCUGGACACCGUCUUUAACAGCGACAUCUAUUACAUCGCCUUCAUGACGCUGUUCGGCCUCAGCAACGGCUACCUGUCCACACUGUGCAUGAUCUACGGGCCUGGUUUGGUGGAGCGGGAGGAGCAGAACACAGCCAGCUCCAUGAUGGCUGCCUUCCUGGGUGCCGGCCUCUGCAUAGGCGCCUUCGUCAGCAACGCCUCCAUCCAGAUCAUCUGAUUGGUGGACGGACCGCCGGCUGGAGCAGAGCGCGUCACGUGACCGCAUUCCAGCGAGACCGACCGGCUGGUCUCGUCCCUGCCUCCUCCCCUCGGCCGACAGUGCCACUUGGAGUGUGGAGCGCCCGUGGAAUAGUUUUGUACAUCGCGUCGUAUAUGUCGGGACGCAGGGAUCGCAGUUUUAAGGCAGCCACUGCGAUAUGUAAUUGUGUCGUUGCUGUCGUUCCUGUCCUUUGUGCAUGGCAGGAGCUGCCGUUUCGCUGGCCUGGAGGUUUGAUCAGGUGGACUUCAAAUGAUCAUGUGCAUAUUGCGACAAUGCACGUGGCAUAGCCAUGGAGAAGCCGUACACUGGCUCCAAUGUCAUAGGUUUUGACCAGGUAUUUACGGGAUCGUUUGAUUUCCAUGUGGUUGGCUUGUGCAUGUAUCAGUCGCCUGGCAGUCCAGACUGUAUUUCACGCGCGAUGCAUGACUCGCAGUCCACCGAAGAGGCGAGGCAGACAGCUUUAAGAGGCGGGGCAGACAGCUGUCUGGAUGUGCUGUGACCGUCUUGCCUGUCUUCAAUUUCGUACUGUAGCGAUUGAGAGACUAGUGUCAGCAGACAACGCGGCGAAGGCGAUGAUAAUGUUCGCACUGACGUGGAGAAUGACUUCGAGACGCCUCACAAAUCACAAAAUCACGUGCUUUCUGUGAAUUGGUCUUUCCUUGCAGAGCGGCGUCGGUUGGUCGGGAAUGAAAGCAGGCGUCAGGCCAAAGCCUGCUAAGGCCUAAGGCAUAAUAUGAGCUUGCUUUAAAAAAUGACUUGCUGACGGGGCUUCGCUGAAUUGUAUACAGCUGGCCGUGUAUUUCCCGUCGGUGCACCGGCUACUGCAUCGUUUGUCGAUGACCUGUAAGGCCGUCAGGAAUGCGAAACAGCUGCGACUUACUGUACCCACCAUACUCAGGUACGCUCCAUUCCUGUUGUGUAGUAAUCUGACGAACAAUCUUUCAGAAUAAACGUGCGUCGUCGCAGGCGCCCGUGUUCGGGCAGGCAGACGCCCUGUUCUAGGCAGGCCUGAACUGAGGCAGGCGUCUGCUUCUGCGUCAGCUUUGCAUGGUGCGGCAGCGUUUAGUGAGCUCUGCCUUGAUGUGUCGGCAUCAUUGUCACAGGGGGCGUGCUAGGCCUCGGAGACAGCGGCUGUAAGCCCGCCGCUGCGACCAGCCGGUUCCUCCGGCGCGCCGUGUGCCUCAGUGGAUGGGACGCGGUGUCACCAUGGCGAAGCCGAGUGGCAUGCGUCUGUCACACACUGGCUUGCAAAGGGGUCGGGCGUGCGCUUUGCGGUUUCAUCGUGAGCGAAAACGCGGCGCGAGAUUCGGUAGUGAGAAACGGGACUGGAUAGAUGCGGGAAGCACCCUUUCCCGCUACCGGUUCAUACUCGUGUGCGGUGCAGU
Molecule: messenger RNA, 2096 nt
Organism: Pollicipes pollicipes
Lineage: Eukaryota; Metazoa; Arthropoda; Thecostraca; Pollicipedomorpha; Pollicipedidae
Product: equilibrative nucleoside transporter 1
Exons: 6
Coding region: 1-669 (222 amino acids)
Biological process (GO): nucleoside transmembrane transport
Cellular component (GO): plasma membrane
Molecular function (GO): nucleoside transmembrane transporter activity
Source: RefSeq, a predicted model, not a curated record